AUAGAUCAUUCAAAGCCUCAUUGUCGUCGCGUAUUGAACGAGCGAGUUAACGAGGUUUCUGUAAGGCGCAGCGCAGAAAAAAGCUAUCACUGAGAAAACAACUCAUUAAAAGGGACUAUCGAAAGUGAAAAUAAAUUAAUGGAAUAAGUGAGAAAAGUGCUAAUUAAAAUAUUUUUAGUAGAACGAAGUGCGAUCUGUUAAAAUUUGCAAACAAGUAAAAAAAAAGAAAAAAAUUUCAAAACUGUGCAAAAAGCUGUAACUUAGAACAAAAUGUUUAUUCAGAAAAUGUUCGAUCAUGCCACACACUCAGAGUUAUGGAGUUUUGCAGCGCUACUGGCCAUCGCACUGUCCAUCUAUAGUUUAUGGGAUUAUAUCAAAUCAGUGUUGCUCUCACUGAAACUAUCAGGACCGGAAGCAUUACCCAUACUUGGCAAUUGCUUGAUCAUAAAAGAAAAGGACAUGCUUGCGAAACGCGUGGCAACAGCUUUUGGUCUAUAUGGUCCCCUAAUACGUAUUUGGGUUCUACUUUUCCCGUUCUUUGCCGUGCUGCAACCAGAUGAUUUGCAAGUCAUACUCUCUUCAAAAAAACACACGGAGAAAGUGUUCAUCUACCGACUGAUGCACAAUUUCCUGGGGAAAGGACUUAUAACGAGUAGUGGCGAAAAGUGGAACGCUCAUCGAAAGUUCAUACAACCCAUGUUUCAUUUGACGAUUCUGGAACGCUUCAUUGGCACAUUCGCGGACGCCUCACAAACGCUUUUCGAGAAUUUGCAUGUAUCCGCCAAUCAAGAAGUUAAUAUCGCCAAAUAUAUCAACAAUUGUGUCAUAGACAUUUUAAAUGAAGCGGUUCUGGGUGUACCGGUGAAGCGACAAGGCGCUUUGGUGGAUAUGGAGCAAUCACCAUUCAGGCAAGGGAAAGUGGUAGUCAACGAACGUUUCUUGCAGCCGUGGCUGCUCUUUGAGAGCGUUUACAAGUUUACAAAAAUCGCGUCAGAGGAACUCGACCAAAAGAAACGUCUCGACCAAUUUACACGUAAAAUGAUCAAGCGCCGCCGUGAUAUGAUUGCAGGUGGAAGUUUUAUCGUACGCAAGUGUCUACUGGAUUAUAUGAUCGAAAUAUCGAAUAACAAUGCGGAUUUCACCGAAGAUGAUAUAGUAGAUGAGGCCUGCACAUUUAUGCUUGCCGGGCAAGAUUCCGUUGGCGCUGCAGUUGCCUUCACACUCUUCCUACUCGCUCAAAACCCCGAAUGUCAAGAGAAAUGCGUUGAGGAAAUCAACGAUAUUUUUAUGGACGACCAGCGCGCACCGACUAUGAAUGAUUUGCGAGAUAUGCGCUACGUGGAGAUGUGUAUUAAGGAGGCCUUGCGCUUAUGCCCCAGUGUGCCUUUAAUGGCACGUAAGUUGGGCGAAGAAGUGCAUUUGGGAAAAUAUACACUUCCCGCUGGUAGCAAUAUAUUUAUUUGUCCUUAUGCCACCCAUCGUUUGCCACACAUUUACCCCGACCCUGAGAAAUUCGAUCCCGAACGCUUCUCACCACAAAACAUGGAAACACGUCACCCAUAUGCCUACAUACCGUUCAGUGCGGGACCCCGCUACUGCAUUGGUAAUCGCUUUGCCAUUAUGGAAAUGAAAACCGUUGUCUCGCGUUUAUUGAGAAGUUAUCAGCUGCUGCCAGUGCCCGGCAAGACCUCCUUCAAUGCCACAUUUCGCAUCACACUUCGUGCCUCAGGUGGUUUAUGGGUGCAUUUAAAGCCCCGCGAAAAUCCUCUCGUCGAUUAUAGCAGUUAAGAAAGGGGCUUUUAGACCCUAUAUUUGAGGUAUUAUAACAUUUUAGCUACGCUAGUUGUAGUUCUAGUUAAACAAAUGCGGGGAUUCCUCGCGUCCAAACCCAAUAGCUAUAAAGUAUUUAUAUGUACAUAUAUGUAAGUAGGUUUAUAUGAAAUCGUAAAUGUUAAAGCAUUUCUAGGUAAGUGUAUCGAUGCCAAAACAAAUGCAAUUGUUCACAAAUUUUAGACCUUAAUUUUAAGUAUUAUCUAAGACUUGUAUUGUUGUUAUAAUAAAUAACUAAUUGGCAUGACACAAAAUAAAACUAAAUAUUACUAAUAUAGACUUAA
Bactrocera oleae (olive fruit fly) is the source of this 2114-nucleotide messenger RNA. RefSeq names its product Probable cytochrome P450 4aa1 (gene Cyp4aa1). The record is from RefSeq and is a predicted model, not a curated record. NCBI's taxonomy places the organism in Eukaryota, Metazoa, Arthropoda, Insecta, Diptera, Tephritidae. Gene Ontology annotation, molecular function: iron ion binding; monooxygenase activity; heme binding.